UAUUAUGAUUUCACUUCUCUCACUGCAUAACUUGAUCAAAAUUUUGAUCCCAAAUCCAAAUUUCUUUACUUUUGUUCUUCACCAAAGCACCAUUUUGUGUUACCAUUAAUUUCUUUUUCCAAGGAUUAUUGAAAAACUUCCCUAAACCUCAAAUCUGAAACCAUGAGAAUCCACCCAUCGCCUAAGAAAAGAAACAUUGCCAUCCAAUAUGAGAUGGACCCAAGAUCUGAAGCCGAGAGACCUCGCAAGAAGCUCAGGCGGUUGCCUCACCUCUUCGGCCGCGUUUUGGAACUGCCAUUUAGGUCGGACGCCGACGUGACGGUGGAAGAAAGCUCCGAUCGUUUCAAGUUUGUGGCUGAAACGGACGAGAGGAUUGGCGAUGUCGUGAGGGCUCAUGCGAUGGAAAUCCACCCUGGGGUUACCAGGAUCGUAAUAAGGUCAGAAAAUUUGGUGGAUUUUUGUUCUUUGGAUCAUAUAGUGCUCGACAUGUGGCGAUUCAGGUUGCCGGAGAUGGCACGACCAGAGCUGGCUAGUGCUAUUUACGAGGAUGGGGAGCUUAUUGUGACGGUGCCUAAGGGAGAGCUUGGUGGUGGUGUGAGAAAUGGUAACACUAAUAAUAACAGGUUUGUUCUUGUACAAUAAAACAAUAUGUGAUCUUUGCUGUGUUUUAAUUGCAUGUUCUUUCGUUGUCCUUGUCCAAGAGCUGUUUUUCAUGUAUGGUUAUUAUUCAAUAAAAUGAAGAAAAAUUUCCUUC
Messenger RNA from Gossypium raimondii (Peruvian cotton), 754 nucleotides. RefSeq lists its product as hypothetical. Lineage: Eukaryota; Viridiplantae; Streptophyta; Magnoliopsida; Malvales; Malvaceae. The transcript has a single exon. The coding region runs from base 163 to 642 and encodes 159 amino acids. The record is from RefSeq and is a predicted model, not a curated record.